CUGUGGUGGGAAUCAGCCAUACCCGCCUCCAGAACCAACUGGUAAUUCUGGGAGCCAUCACAAAGGAAACCAGUCGGAGGAACCGGAGGGUGAGGACUGCAAUGACGCAUCAGAUGAAACUGAGGAAGACGAAGACAAAGAAUCGGAAUCUGACUGUGACGACAGCAGUAACGCAUCAAAGAGCAGUGAGGAAGAAGACGAGUCCACAGAACCGGACUCCGUGCGACAUCCGUAGCAGUGAGAGCGAUGAGAGUCACCACCACUGUCCCCACGGCUGGUCCCAGUUCAGAGACCACUGUUACCUGUUCGUCAGCACCCCGAAGGCGUGGGUGGAUGCUGAGGUCUACUGCCAGUUCGACGGAGCCAACCUGGCGUCGGUCCACUGUGAGCAGGGGAAUCACUUCCUCAUGUCUCUGACCAGAGGAGACACCCACAACUUCCCCCAGAGCUGGCUGGGCGGCUUCGACUCCAUACGUCCUGGAUUCUGGAUGUGGAGCGACGGGUCUGACUUUGACUAUAACAACUGGGCCGAGAACGUCCACGACGACAAGGACAACAACUGUCUGAGGAUGAACUACGAAUACGACUUGAAGUGGUUCCCCACCUCCUGCAGGGAUCCUCUGCCUUUCGUUUGUGCCAAGAGCCUCUCAGCUCCACCCGACGCCCCCAGAAACCAGGAGUAGGAGAGGCGCGCGUGGACGCUGACCUUCCUGCCUUCAUCUGAGUCUGAUCAUUAGACGUCCCCAAUCACAGCUGUUCGGUCGGAGCUCUGUCAGUCACAUUUGCUGAAAAUCUUUUUAAGCCAAAAUUAAAUCUUUGAAGUCGC
Messenger RNA from Betta splendens (Siamese fighting fish), 826 nucleotides. RefSeq names its product ladderlectin-like. The record is from RefSeq and is a predicted model, not a curated record. NCBI's taxonomy places the organism in Eukaryota, Metazoa, Chordata, Actinopteri, Anabantiformes, Osphronemidae. Gene Ontology annotation, molecular function: signaling receptor activity. The coding region runs from base 102 to 683 and encodes 193 amino acids. The transcript has 9 exons.